UGAAUAAUUUCCCGAAUCUUGUCAGACGUUGUGAAAAUAUGAACGAAUAAAUCUAACAAGGAAAUGAUUAUGGGCUUAUGGGCUUUGUUGAGCAGAUUUGUGUUGCGUUCUAAGCCCUGAGGAGAUUUCAGAUUGGGCCAAGUCAAGUCAACUACGGCCCAAGCGAGCACGACCGAAUCCAUUACAUAUCUCAAGACAACAAAACCCUACUUAGAACGUAGAAGCGGCGGCCGCAAGCAGCAUCAGAGAGAAGAAGAACCCGUCCGUGGCGUCGUACAAGCUCCUCGUCGCAGCAGCAUCUGCUCUCCGUUGACAGCCAUGAAGUUCAACAUCGCUAAUCCCACCACCGGGUGCCAGAAGAAGCUGGAAAUCGAUGACGAUCAGAAGCUGCGUGCCUUCUUUGACAAGAGGAUCUCCCAGGAAGUCAGUGGUGAUGCGCUUGGAGAGGAAUUUAAGGGCUAUGUGUUCAAAAUCAUGGGAGGUUGUGACAAGCAGGGCUUCCCCAUGAAGCAGGGUGUCCUGAACCCUGGUCGUGUUCGCCUUCUGCUUGCCCGAGGAACCCCAUGCUUCCGUGGAUAUGGAAGGCGCAAUGGGGAGCGCCGAAGGAAGUCUGUGCGUGGUUGCAUUGUGAGCCAGGACCUUUCUGUUCUCAACUUGGUCAUCGUGAAGAAAGGUGAGAGUGAUCUCCCAGGGCUAACCGACACAGAGAAGCCCAGAAUGAGAGGGCCAAAGAGGGCAUCCAAGAUCCGCAAGCUUUUCAAUCUUUCCAAAGAUGAUGAUGUCAGGAAGUAUGUCAAUACAUACCGCCGAACUUUCACCCGAAAGAAUGGUAAGGAAGCGAGCAAAGCUCCUAAAAUCCAGAGGCUGGUGACUCCAUUGACUCUGCAGAGGAAGAGGGCAAGGCUUGCUGAGAAGAAGAAGAGAGUAGCAAAGGCCAAUGCUGAUGCUGCUGAGUACCAGAAGCUCCUUGCUUCGAGACUGAAAGAGCAGAGAGAUCGUCGCAGUGAGAGCUUGGCCAAGAAGAGGUCAAGGUUGUCUGCUGCUUCCAAGCCUUCUGUUGUAGCUUAAGACUGAGGGCUUUUUUCUAUGUGGUGCCGAAGGGUUGUUGUUGUCCUCGAGUUGGAAGUUCCUAAAUUUUGAAUGAAGUUUCAGAUGAACUAUUUGUACCCAACAGCUUUUUUAUGAUCAGUAGGUGUGAAUUUUGACUGUUGCUACAUAUCUCUUGGGGUUGCCUGCUGAUUUUUGUUAUGUCAUUUUUCCUUUGUGCAUUUCUUUUCCAAGGAUUCCCAGUCGAUCUCGGAUUCAGGCUUCGACCAUCUAGCAUGAUUUCUCAGCCAUUUUUUUUUAAACUUCAUCCAAAUGUUCCUUUUCAUGUUAGUUAUGACAUAUAAGUUGAUGUACACUCAAUGGUUUAUGGAAUAUAAUAUCUAUUAAUUUGACGAUUCUACCUAGGGCUGGAGGUUCGGUUACCGGUUACCGGUUAACCAGCCGGUUAAACCGAUAACCGGCGGUUAUCGGUUAAUCGAUAACCGAUAAAAAAAAAUUAUCUUCGAAACCCAUUUGAAAUUAGAAGGGGCGGAAAUCAAACCGAAAAUUAUAUGCUUUGGUCGGUGGUCGGAGCACCUAAUAGGUAAUUCGGUAAACCGAGUAACCGAAAACUGGUUAUCCGGUUAACCGACAGUAACUGAAAAUAACCGACCGACCACCCCCUCACCAAAACGAUGUGAAAAUACCCGGUUAUGAAGUUUAUAAUUUUUUUUUUUUAUAAGGGUGAUAUAGGUUUCUUUUUUGUGAUUAAGGUACUACUUAAGGGAUUUGAACCUGAGACCUCCAGGUUCUAGGCUAGUGGUAUUACCACUAGACCAAGCCCUUGUUCGUAAUGAAGUUUAUAAUUUUAUGUUGAAUUUGAGACAUUAAUUUGGUGAUUUAGAUGUAGAAAUGUAAGUUAGAACCUUUCAUUUUAGGCAAUUCUAAUAAUUUUACCCGGUUAAAACCGAACCACCAUCAUUUUUUCGGUUAUCUCGGUUAACCGACCAAUUAACCGAUAACCGACCGGUCGGAUAUUGGUUAACCGAGACAUUGGCGUCGGUCGGUGUUCGGUAGGGGGAGAUGGUGGUUCGGUUAACCGGUAACCGACCAAUCGGUUAUCGGUUAUAACCGAACCGAACCGAAUCCACCCUAAUUCUACGGAAUGUAAUUGAGUUUCAUGUAUGUAUGUAUUCAUUACAAAUUAACCAGUUGUUUAUCAAGGUGCAACUACUUAAUUAGCAAAUUAAAUCGCUUGUGGGCUUCCCCAAAGAUUGUUUUAGUGAUUGCCAUUACCAUCUUAUUUUCUUUGAACCCAUGAUAACAUUCCCCACAAAAAAGUUGGUGGACCAAUCCACAUAUGUUUACUAUUCUUUUCGUUCCAUUUCAUGAACAAAACAGUUAAACCCAAAUUUCCUUUUUUUUUUUAAUAUAGAAAGAACAUACACUAAUUAUUAAUUCUAUAUAUAUAUAUAUAUGUCCAAGUCAUUUUUUUCUUCUUCUGUGGUAGUGUGUCAUAAUACUAUGGAUUUCAAACAUUGAUGUUGGUCCUUUUGAUGUAGUGAGUGAGGAACAUCAUACCACAUAAAGUUUGUGUCUCUAAUUUGUUGUCAAAACCCAAAAUUAUUGGAACCAUAUCAGAUUUCCACAUAUCAAACACAACACUCUUUCUAGCUAUGUGGUUGUUACCUUUAACAUGUCCUAUCAUGUUCUCCACUAAUUAUGUAACAACUGAUCACUUGGUUCCUUCUUUUUUUUUUUUUCUUUCUUUCUUUUCCCCCCCUUAUCACAUCAUGUCUCUUUAUAUAUGGGAGGUAACUUUUUUGUAGAUCUUUUGUUUAUAUAGGAACUACGUUACCAACAUAAUUGAUGUGAAGUGAAGACUCGAUGUGAAUUCCGGGAAACUCGAAUGUGACAACUAUAAUUUUGAUACUAUUAAUGUUGUAGCAUUCUAUAAUUCAAUAUGUUUUUUCAUAUAGCUUAUGUAAAUUUUUUGUUUGUUUGAGUUAGAAACUCAAAUAUGACACCUGUAGUUGUGAUGCGACUAAUAUUGGAGCAUGUGUUUGUUAGAGAUAGAUUAGGAAUAAUCUUAUAUUUCCUUGUCCUUAUAGUAUAGUUCUUAGUAUUACCGUGUCCUUUUAGUAUUGUGGUUCUCUUACUUAUUGUCCAAGUCUUGUAAUCUAUAUAAACCCCUUUGUGGUUUCAUAAUAAUAUACACUACUAUUCCUAAAACUCCUAUAUGGUAUCAGAGCCUCUAGCUUAACAGCCUUGAUCAGGAACCCUAAAAUCUUUUUCCCCCUUCACCACCGAGAUGAGUCCUCACUCACCCGGUUAAUUCCCUCCUCCCUUCCGCAGUCUUGUUCUUUACCUUGCUUUUUCUUUCACGUAGCUAUAAUCCUAAUGAGUUCGGUUUUCCUUUCUCAAUAAAAAAACCCCUAUGCUAAUUGUUUCUUGUCCCGCACCCCUAGCCAUUAUCCCUAACUGCUUGCUUCCCAGCCCCACGUCCCAAGCGGUGAUAAUUCUAGCUUCCAAUUGCCACUCUCCCAAAAGCAUUCCUUCAUUCUAUAUCAUAAUCAUUAUUUUUCGUUGGAGAUUCUGAUAGUUGUUUCUCUGUCGAUUGACCACUGCCGCAUUGUCAUUGGAGAUGAAGAUCCGGUUUUUAUAGCCGAUGCUAUCGUUCUUAUCUUAUUUUCAGACUGUUGCAGAAUUAUAUAGCGGAGCCACGGUCAUCCUCCAGCCAUCUCUUCUUUACGUGUAUGGAACGAAGAAAGCUUCUCCGACAACGGUCAUUCGGAUGUGCCUCGUGUCCUACACCAGUUUACGUUUAUUGGUAUCGUUAAAACCAAUUAAUUAUUGUUCAUCUCGUUUCCGGUCAAUUUUUGACGACGAUUGAGUUUCGUUGCAACGUAUGAAUUGCAAGUUUGAUGAUUUCUUCUUCUCCAAGACGACGGUUAGUUGGCUUCGCUCUUCAAGCACGAGAGUUCGACGAGUUUGCAGCACAUUAUACACCAUCACAUUGUGGGGGCGUGUUCUUCAAGAUUGUCGUAUUUUGGUCAAGAUUGAUGUUGUUCUUCACACCAUCAUCUUGCGGGGGCGUGUUAGAGAUAGAUUAGGAAUAAUCUUAUAUUUCCUUGUCCUUAUAGUAUAGUUCUUAGUAUUACCGUGUCCUUUUAGUAUUGUGGUUCUCUUACUUAUUGUCCAAGUCUUGUAAUCUAUAUAAACCCUUUUGUGGUUUCAUAAUAAUAUACACUACUAUUCCUAAAACUCCUAUAGUGUUUAUCUUAAAUUUUAUAAUUCAAUGUGUUUUUUUUUAUGACUAAUGUGAUUUCCUUUUAUUUUAUUCUCAAUUUUCUUCUUGUCUUUUCUUCAACGGACAACAACAUUAUUAGCAUGAUCAAUGAUGUGGUUUAUGAAGUAUAGUAAUUUGUUGUUUGUAUUAUCUUUAGUAAGUAGCCAAAAAGCCGAUACUUAGAUGCAUAAGACCAACUUUUGAUAGCAACCACUCGUGUUAAUCCAAAUGUCAAUCAAACAUUGUACUUGCCUUCCUCUUUUCUUUAUCCAAACAUUCCUAAAGUCAUGAAUUUUGAUAAUUCAUAGAUUACAAAAAAAAGAGGAGGUUCUAGAAAUGGGAUCCAAGGGUACUAAUUGAAUAUAAAUAAUUCUAGCGAUAUAAUUAAACAAUUAUGUUUUAUUAAUCACUCUCAUCUUUGUUUAUGGUGAUCGAACUUCGAAAAACAAAAAAUUUAACCAAUUUCAAUGAUUGGAAUUCUAUUUUAGCCCCUCCGACGCAUCGCCCUCGAUAGUUAUAUCAUGUUAAUAACCCAUAUAUUAACAUAAACAAUGCAUGUCACGACCUUUGUUUGCGUUUUAUACGCAGACGAUGGUGAUGUAGUUGUGUUCACAAACAUACAAUUUGCAUAUUGUUACUUCUUUUGUUAAUGAACUCAUCUACAACAUAUGAGGGAAAUGCUCAUGAAUGCGUAUCUUUCUGUCGAUAGAUGCAUAAAACAACAAGCAAAACACCUAUGAAAUUCUAACUGACAAUCACAAAAAUCGUUCUGCCGCUGAUAUUGCUAGAUCAACAGUCCGUAGAUAGAUUACCUCGCACUCGAUUCAAACUCAAUGCUAUAUAUUCAAUCCCCUCAUAGCACAAAAUGGUAAGCAAGUCUAGGAGUUCUCCCUCUUGCCCCUACUUUGUGCGCGUGCUAUUUUGGUAUAAUCCUGCCAUGAAACCUUUCUCUAUAGUCGUCGACGAUUAGAAAUUCUUUCACAUCAAUCCACAAAAUUUUGUGGCGUGGGAUUAAUAGCUUUCUAUAGUGUUGUAGUUGGGUUUCACAGAAAUGACACAUUAAUAUGUUGUGUUCAUGUUCAUUUCCCUAUACUAUAUGCCUAUAAAUCGUCCCCCCUACCUCCACAAGUGAAAGUGAAAGCCCACCAAAGUCUUGCAAGUUGUCAUUUCAAGUUCGUUUUUGCGCCUUCCUAGCUAGCUCGCUAUUUAUGCAUAUCCCAUGAAUCCAUUCCUAAAGAGAUGUGUCGAAAAUGACAGAGCCUGGAGUUCAUUUGACUUCACUAUGCCCUCUCAAACGAUAGAGACUCGGUGUUCUUUUCAAUGGAAGGAAUACGAUCUUAGUACGUUAUCUUUAUCAAAAUACGGGUGUAAGUUUGAGUAUAGUGUUAGCAUGAGAUGGGUCGACUUUCGAAGAAAGUCGUAAGUCGAUAUGAAGCUCGGACACCCAUCAUUAGUGAGUAGUUAACUAGUUAUCGUGAUGCUACUAUACUACGCACAAGUAAAAUGUCGUUGGUUUCUAAAUCGAAUAAGUCGCAUUUGUUAAAUGUCCAAACUGAAAUGUCCAACCUUAUAUCCUCAUCGCCAAAAAUGGUAUGGGAAGCCGAUAAAUGUUUAUGUUUGUCAAACCCUCUUUCCUUGAUUUGAUUCUCAUACAUAACUUUAGAGCUAGUUAGGCGUAUAUGAUCAAACCCUAGCUAGCAUCUUCCUUCCAUGCAUGUCCAUUUCUCAUCAUGUUUCAUUAUACUUGUGAGUGACACUAAGGCCUAAGCCUUAUCUAGAUUUGCACAUGCUAAUUUGCUCAUUGCAAAUGUAGAAAGAACACAUAGUACUACGUACUAAUACUCUAAUACAAAAUGGUCGUGGUGUGCAAUUUACGCGAGAGUUAGGUCUUCAGUUUGAUGGUUGGCAAGGGAAGAAAAAGGAGUCGUCGAUAUUGAAAACCUCGAAAACAACAUAUCGAAAUAAUGGUUGUGCAAUUAUGUGCUUUACCUAGAUGCUCCCUACACUAUACUAGAUGACCCAUAUAACUAGCCUUGGUCCAAUUGCAUAAAUUCGGAUGUUGACAUUGGAGUUUUAACAAGGAACUUGCCCGACAUGUUCAUUACCCAUUCUUCCCCACUCUCCUUGUGCACCUAUUGUGCUAUCUAGUGUGUGCUCAAAAUUAUGCUCUCUACCUAGUUCCUAUUUAGAGUGAGUCUUUUUUUAUAGCUUAGAGUGGCCGGUCGAUUGGUGCUCAACUUUCUCUUUCUGAAAUGCAACUUGCUAUGAUCCAUUUGUAGAUUUCCUCUCCUAAAGGUGUUAAUAAGUAGUUGUAGUUGGUUGGAGUUUGGUAUAGUCUUGAGUGGGGAAGUUGUGUUGAAUCCAUUGUAAUUUUGAAAACCAAACACUUUACAUUUUUUGCAAGAAAAUGUUAUCAAUUGAUGAUAUUAAUGAAAAAUUAGCUUUUACCGUCUCUACAUUUGAAAAUAACACCGGAUAUGUGCACUCUAGUUGGUCGUCACAUCUGACUCUCCCUUGAGAAACCCAGCCGGUUAAAGUUCCGGCUAAGGAAUUUCAACAAUUUAUGUUGAAUCAACAAUUUGUGUUUGGACAUGACAUCACCGGAACUGGUCCAAACUCGGCCGUGCAUAAGCUGCUUCGAUUUGAGACUGGCCAAAACAAAUUUACGAUCGGGUCCAAUUAUUUUCAAUCAACCCGGUCAAUCCAAUUCGAUUUUAACAAUAUUAUAAUAUGUAGUACUUCUUUUAAACCCUUCUAUUUCUCAAGAGACCCACAAAAAAAAAACCCCCCUUGAAGAACACUGUUUUUCUCUUUAGGAAUAUCACAUCUAAAGACUAGAAAGCUAUUCCCUUCAAGGUGAUAGGAUGGGGAUGUUAGUGUGUUUCCCACAUUCAAACUGUCAUCACCCUCAUCUCUCCUCUCCUCUGCCACUCCAAAUCAUGGGUCAGUGACAUAAUCAUCACCAUCUUCCUUUUGGUGAUUUAGCUAUUUAGCUCAACAUGAUCCAACCCCUAGUACCCCAUCAUCGAGCUAGGGGUGCGAUUCGGUUCGAUUUAAGCACAUAUUAACACGCUAAUGUUCAUUGGAUCGUAUAUUCUGCGAUUUACUAUAAGGAAUUUACGAUCAUUCGAUUUACAUGAAUUGUGCUUAAAAAUCAUAGAUCCGUGUUAGGAUCGAUAUCCGAUGUUUGUAUAUCCCCAUCUUAUACUUCGACAAUAGAAAUGGCGCCAAGUACUACCCAUAUUGUCAAAACAGCCACGUGGGUUAGGCCAGCAAUGUCCUGUGGAUAAUGAGACCGCCGUACAAUAUGGAGCCCGCCAUUUCAUGAGAUGACUUGCUCAUCAAACGAAAGAUGAAAACCCUAAAUUUUGUCCCCCUCAAAUUACUCAUAUUUCAAUGCUCAAACAUUGCCAACUAUUGUUGUUAACAUUGUCGAUCGAUCACACAUUUUCAUUGUUAGUGAUCUUAUUAUGACUUAUCUACACAAGUAGUCACAACGAACUUGAGUGUCAAGUUCACCACCACCUUCGUUAACGUUAUCAUUAACCGAUUCCCCUGUCUGUCAAGACUUGCUCUACUACAUAUGAAAUACCCACAUGACUACUAUAAGUACACGUGGUGAUACCGAGUCCACCAGGUAUCACCAUCGUUAACAUCGUCGAUGACUCUAUUAGUGGACUAAUUAACCACUUGGUCCCAAUAAUUCGAGUUGUUGGAAAAAUGGUUUGUUAAGCCUUACAAUCUCUUACCCCCCCCCCCCCCCCAAACGAAAUCUGAUGCCUAAUUGUGGAUUUGUACAGUUUGCUCAGGUUAAACCCCUUGUCCUGCUAAAACCACGCGAGGCUUUAGUUUUCACAGGUUUGACAUACCAUCCCUUGUGCUAAACGAAUUGGGCAUUAAAUGGGGGUCGUCACGAGGAUUCGAAAUCAUGACCUUUCGGGGUUUUAGACUCCAAUAUACCAUUUUAGCGAGCUAACCAAUAUUAUUGAUCCCAAUAACUCGAGUUAUUGGGAAAAGGGUCUGUUAUAUCGCGUAACAUGCACAUACCCCGCCUGCUCGUUCGGAUUUCUGACUUCGCCACCUCCCACCGGCCAUCAUCUAGCUAGGAUCGUGGUCCUAACUUUGGCGCAUCAGAGAGACUAGACUAUCUACUAGCUAUAGACAUCAUCUUCAUACAUACAAAGGUGUCGUCGAUCGCCUCUCCCUCCCGUGGGAAUAUUGCUGCAGAACGACGACGAAGAAAGGGUUAGGUCAUGAAAAAGCCGUUGGUGAAGUGGAGAACUUUCUCUUUAGUCUUGUCAGAGAGAGAGCUUACAAAUGACUGGCUAGCUGCUUGACGAACGAACGACGACUCUUUGUUCCCCCUUUUUUAUUUACUUAUCUUCUUCGAACCCAUUAAAGCUGCUGCUGCUGCUUGUGCUUGGUUGGUUGGCGACUUGUUGGAAGCAGAAGAGAAGAGCAGAGCAGAGGAGGAUUUUUGGGUAGGGGCCAACCCCAAAAAAAUGCUUCCCUGCUAGCUUGUUCUACUUUCUGAUGCCAGAUACCGCACAUGCAGAGAAAGAGAGAGUAAUGGUUGCAUGCAUCAGCUUUGUUUUUGUUGGUGGUGUGCACUUAUCAGAUUGGACAGUCUAUGUACUGUCAUUUUCUCAUAAGUGGAGGAGAGUUAGUUAGGGGUUAUUGACAUCAGUUGGUAUAUAUAUGCUGAUUGAUGAAUAUGAAAUUGGGUACAUGUGUGCAUGUGGUGCUCAAAUGAUAGGGUUUUGGUCAUGAUAUUGUGUCAGAAGUAUAUUUAUCUAAACCAUGAAUUAAAUCGAGUUUAGAGUACGUGUGUGCAUGUGAUCACUCGGACUACACCAACCUAUACCAUUAAGUUGGAAUAUGAAUUCUUUCGUGUGUAAGUUAUUUGGAUGCAUAUCAUGCUUAUAAGUGAUAGAGCCUUUUGUUGUACACUAAAGUGUUGAUGUCAUGACUUGGAUCGGACUAUCCAGCCGCUACGACUGGAAGUCACGGGGGUCCACGGUGUAUGGCUCGAUACACGUUUGGGUUGUCAGUUUUGGGCCUCGUCUGUAACCGUUUUCUUUACCAUAUUGGAUUAGGUUUAAUUGGACCCACAUGAAGAGGUAUAAAUACUCAUCAUCUCCUCUGUAAUCUGUAAUCUCCUCGACAUAGUGAAACUGGCUCUCUCCUGCUCGUGGACUUAGCUAACACACAUUGUGUUAGUGAACAACGUAAAUCGUGUGUCUGUUUUCGAUUCUCGCUUUCGUAUUCUUGCUUUCUCGAUUCCGGCGAUUUCCCGAUCGGUAACAGCGCAGUUAUAAUAUAAAGGGUAAACGCUU
This is a messenger RNA of Linum trigynum, 9651 nucleotides long. Lineage: Eukaryota; Viridiplantae; Streptophyta; Magnoliopsida; Malpighiales; Linaceae. The record is from the annotation of a GenBank genome assembly.